Messenger RNA from Anastrepha ludens (Mexican fruit fly), 1591 nucleotides. It is a transcript of the gene Trs33, whose product is annotated as trafficking protein particle complex subunit 6b. The record is from RefSeq and is a predicted model, not a curated record. NCBI's taxonomy places the organism in Eukaryota, Metazoa, Arthropoda, Insecta, Diptera, Tephritidae. Gene Ontology annotation, biological process: endoplasmic reticulum to Golgi vesicle-mediated transport; regulation of GTPase activity. Gene Ontology annotation, cellular component: cis-Golgi network; TRAPP complex; trans-Golgi network. The coding region runs from base 100 to 561 and encodes 153 amino acids. The transcript is spliced from 3 exons.
UGUUUGAAGCUGUUUAUGUUUUGUAGUAAGUAAUUUCUUUAGAUCACUUUCUGUUCCAGAGAGUCAUUUGUUUAUUAAUUAAAAUAAACCACUCGCAAAAUGUCGGAGGAUAUAUUAUUUGAUUUCUUGCACGCUGAAAUCGUAAAUUACUGUCUAAAUAACAACAACAAAGAGAAUGAUUUUUCCGCCUUGGAGUAUAUUGGAUUCAACACUGGAUAUCGCCUAAUUGAGCGUCUAACACGUGAUGUGCAUCGAUUUAAAGAUGAAUUGGAGACAAUGAAAUUUAUAUGCACUGACUUUUGGACACUUAUCUACAAGAAACAGGUUGAUAACUUGCGUACCAAUAACCAUGGCAUGUAUGUGGUACAAGAUAAAGCAUUCCGAUUUCUUACACGAAUAUCGACAGGCUCAAAACAAUUAGAACAUGCGCCCAAGUUCGUAUUUUUCACUUGUGGUCUGGUGCGAGGAGCAUUAACGAAUUUAGGUAUAAACAGUACUGUGACAGCCGAAGUCCAAGCAAUUCCAGCAUGCAAAUUCCAUAUAGAGAUAAAUAGAAACUAAAGCCUUAUACAUUUAUACGCUAUGCAUUUUAAUUACAAUUUAAUUAGCUUCAAAAUUAUUAUAUAUUCGCAUAAAAGGCUAUGGCAUCUUUUUUGCCAAUGCGUAUUGUAUCUUUUAGUCUCCAAUUUGAUUUCUCGGGAAAAUGUGGUUCUAGUGGUAACGGAUCAGUAAAAACAUCCAUUCCAGUAAUCGGUCCAAUUAUAAGCAAACUAUUUCCUUUAUAGUUUUUGAGGUAGUUGAGGAAUGCAAUACGAUCAUUAAAAUAACAAAACAUUAGCGCAAAAUUCCAAUUUUUUAAUUUACAACACUUUUGAAGGUAAUCGACUUGUUCAACGUCUUCGUUUUUCAAAUCAUCAAUAUAAUUAAGGUUAAUGAAACUUUUGGUUGAAUAUUUGCUUUCCCACCAGGCUCGAUCAAUUUCGAUGCCAUUGACCGAAAUACCUAUUUACACGAAAUUAAUUAAUUUAAUUUAUAUAAAUUUGUUGGUUUACACACCUAAACUUUCUUGCACUAUCCAUUCGAAUAAUCCGUUGCCACAGCCUAUACUAAGUACAUGCUCUACUUUAUGUGCCGCCAGUAACGAACCAAACUUAAGUAAUUCAUUUUCGGUGGGCCAAAUCCACAUUAAGAUGCGCCGUUUGUCCAAAUCAAGUGAACUACCUAGUGAGAGCCAUUCUCGCCAAUUCUUUGUUGCAGGGUCGACCAAAUAAUUAAAUGUUGAGUCGUGAUAAGUAUUUUCAAGUGCAUCGCCCAUAAUAAAUAAACUUAUUCUGAUCUAUUGAAAAUCUUUCAAUGAUAUGAGAAUUCGCGCAUACGUUUCUUCUUCUACAUAUGUAUGUAUGUAUGUUGAAAAGAAACAGACAAUAGAUCAAAGCAGGCAACGUCACAUAGCUCUGCCCACGGUCAUUGCCAAAUUUCACCCUGCAUGCGUCGGCAGAAUUUGUAUACUUACUUGUCAAAGUAUAUAAUAAACUAAUGGCAUUGAGCCAAAUAAUUCUCUAUUUGUAAUAAAUGCUUUUAUUCUUUUUCA